AUGAGGCCGUCGAUCGUGCUGUUCGGCGACUCCAUCACGGAAGAGUCGUUCGGGGAGGGCGGGUGGGGCGCGCACCUGGCGAACCACUACUCCCGCUCCGCCGACGUCGUCCUCCGGGGCUACAGCGGCUACAACACCCGCUGGGCGUCCCUGGUGGCCGACCGCGCGUUCUCCGCCAUCCCGGCGUCGGCGGCCGUCGCCGCCGUCACCGUCUUCUUCGGCGCCAACGACGCGUCGCUCCCCGACCGGGCCAGCGCGUUCCAGCACGUGCCGCUCCCUGAGUACGGCGACAACCUCCGCGCCAUCUGCGCGCUGCUCCGCGCGCGCUGGCCGGCGGCGGCGCUCAUCCUCGUCACGCCGCCCCCCGUCGACGAGCGCGGCCGCGUCCGGUUCCCGCGCAACGGGGACGCGUCGGGCCUGCCCGAGCGGACCAACGAGGCCGCCGGGCGGUACGCGCGGGCGUGCGUGGAGGUGGCCGGGCAGUGCGGGCUCCGGGCCAUCGACCUCUGGUCCCGGAUGCAGGAGUUCCCAGGGUGGGAGACGGCGUUCCUCCGGGACGGGCUGCACCUCACGCCCACCGGCAACCGGCUGCUGUUCGAGGAGGUGGUGUUCGCGCUGAGGGACGCCAACCUCAGCCUGGAGGCGCUCCCCGCCGACCUGCCGCUCUGCAGCGACAUCGACCCCGACAACGCUGUCAGGUGCUUCGAGGAGGAGUGA
Messenger RNA from Triticum turgidum subsp. durum (durum wheat), 717 nucleotides. The record is from the annotation of a GenBank genome assembly. Lineage: Eukaryota; Viridiplantae; Streptophyta; Magnoliopsida; Poales; Poaceae.